Messenger RNA from Brassicogethes aeneus, 1992 nucleotides. NCBI's taxonomy places the organism in Eukaryota, Metazoa, Arthropoda, Insecta, Coleoptera, Nitidulidae. The record is from the annotation of a GenBank genome assembly.
UUGGAAGUUUCGUUUCUAAUUUCCAUCCCAUUAAAAUGAAAUAAAUAAUAAUAAUAAUAUGUAAAUAAUUUAAAAUACUUGUUUUUCAUAGCUUAUAUAAAGGCUUUCGCAGACUCGAAUUCCCAUCAAAUCAUUAUUAGAAAACAUUAAAAAAAUAAGGGAAGCUGUGUUAACAAAAGUUCUUGUGUGAGCAUGACAACUUAUACAAAUAAGGGACCUAAGCCUACAAACGGAAAAUUUCUGUAUUUUGACCAUCUUACCUUUUACGUGGGCAACGCCAAACAGGCGGCCAGUUAUUACAUAACUAGGUUGGGAUUCGAACCUGUAGCUUACAAGGGAUUAGAGACAGGUAGUAGAAAAUAUGCAUCUCAUGUUGUGCGACAAAAUAAGAUUGUGUUUGUAUUUGUGUCAGCCUAUAAGCCAAAUGAAGAUGAUAUUGGUCACCACCUUAUCAAACAUGGAGAUGGGGUAAAAGACAUUGCAUUUGCAGUUGAAAACUUGGAAAAUAUUAUUGAUGUUGCUAAACAACGAGGAGCCAAAAUAGUAAGAGAUAUCUGGCAGGAAUCUGAUUUUAAUGGGACAGUCAGGUUUGCCACCUUAAAAACGUAUGGAGAUACAACCCAUACAUUCAUAGACCGAAGUCUAUACAGAGGAGCAUUUUUACCGGGCUUUUUACCAUGUGCACCAGAUGUCCUAUCAAAAAUGUUGCCCCAAUCAAAACUGGACUUUAUAGAUCACGUGGUGGGAAAUCAGCCCGACAACGAGAUGGAAUCUGUAGCAAAAUGGUACGAAAACGUUUUGCAGUUCCACAGAUUUUGGUCGGUAGACGAUAAACAACUUCAUACUGAAUAUUCAGCUUUGAGGUCCAUUGUAAUGAGUAACUGGGAAGAAAAUAUAAAGGUACCUAUCAAUGAGCCAGCUCCAGGAAAAAAGAAGAGUCAAAUCGAGGAAUAUGUGGAAUAUUAUGGAGGAGCUGGAGUCCAGCAUAUAGCGCUUAACACUAAUGAUAUUAUAACGGCUGUGAGAAAUCUAAAGGCAAGGGGUGUGGAAUUUCUUCAGGUCCCUGACAGUUACUACGACCUAUUGCGCGAAAAUCUCAAACACAGCAACGUUAAAAUAGCUGAGGAAUUAAAAACUUUACAGGAAUUAAAAAUCCUAAUUGAUUAUGAUGAAAACGGGUAUCUUUUGCAGAUUUUCACCAAAAACAUGCAAGACAGACCCACUUUAUUCCUGGAGGUUAUCCAGAGAAGAAACCACAACGGUUUUGGGGCUGGAAAUUUCAAAGCUCUAUUCGAAGCCAUAGAAAUUGAGCAAGAAAAAAGGGGCAACUUAUGAAAAGAAAUUAUAUAUUGGAAAAAAUAUCACUUUUUAUAAAUCAAUAAAUUUAUUUAAAUUUUCACUUCUGAGUUCUUAUUGACAUAUCCCAAAAUCCAGGAAUCGUAUCUGGCUGUUUGUUGGCUAUCUUAUGCCUGGUACACACCCCCAUUUUCUUUUUUAACAUUUCUGGUGACAAACUUAGAACGCCAUAAAACUAAAAAAUAAUUAUUAAAAUUUUGAUUUUUUUUUAUAAAAAUUUACCCUUUUGCAUUCUUCACAUUCCCAAUGAACAUAUUCCUUCCUAGCAUGAACAGGAAUAAAAUCCUUUUUUGCUUUCUUAUUAGGACUCCUAAAAAAUUUAUCAAAAUAUCAAAUUUUUUAUGAAGAAAUAGCAAAAACUUACUCAUAUUCCCCAUGAUUACUCAAAAAUUCCGAAGAAUUCAAGUUAUUUGCCUCGAAAUUCAGAUUAUUUUCUUUUGCUGCAUCACUUCUAUUUGAUAAAUCCAUAUCAUCUAAACUUGUAUCAUCCAUAUAAAAAUUCAGAUUAUUUUUUUUUGCUGAAUAAUCAAUAUUUGUUAAAUCCAUAUCAACUAUACUUGUAGCAUCCAUAUCAACUUUUUUUUUUACACCAGUCAUUUUAGAAAACAUAUCUGUUUCACUUGCCGGUAAAGACCU